This is a messenger RNA of Musa acuminata subsp. malaccensis (wild Malaysian banana), 2477 nucleotides long. RefSeq names its product putative pumilio homolog 8, chloroplastic. NCBI's taxonomy places the organism in Eukaryota, Viridiplantae, Streptophyta, Magnoliopsida, Zingiberales, Musaceae. Gene Ontology annotation, molecular function: mRNA binding. Gene Ontology annotation, biological process: post-transcriptional regulation of gene expression. Gene Ontology annotation, cellular component: cytoplasm. The record is from RefSeq and is a predicted model, not a curated record.
UGUGUUCUCCUACUCUGCUUUGUGCUCUGCAGAUCCUAAUGCAAUACCCCGACCCUUCCCAUCUCCUUCCUCCCGAUCCCCUUGCCGUCCCCGAUUUCCUCUUUCGCCUUCCCCAUCCCCUUUCUUGAUCGAUUCUGAUAGGUUUCUGGGCUCUUCGGAGGAGGAGAUGCUGGAGGAGGAGGAGGAGGGCGGCAAAGAAGCCAUGAGGAUGGGGAAGCAAGAAGAGAGGGAGAUGGAGAUGCUGUUGAACGAGAUCCCCCGUGCUACAUCCCCUCGUCUUUAUCAUCAGCAUCCUUGUCGUCGUCGCCAUCAUCGUCUGUUCCAUAGCGAUGCUUGUGGCGGCGAUGGUGACAUGCACGCUACCCAUGGUUUGUACCUUGCCGGCCUCGACGAGUUAUCAUCGCCUUUCCAUGGGCUUCGUGAUGUCCAUGGCUAUGGGUGUUUGUGCGGUGGCAGCCCUGCAUGCCUCCCGCCCCUGCCGCCCCCUCCCUCGGAGGGGUCAUCGUCGUCGUCGGAGUCGGGAUUGCUCUCCGGCAGGCUCUCCCGGGUCGUCGAUGAAGUCGUUCGACAGCGCACGCCCACUGAUUCGCAGGACCGGAUGUUCCUGGAAUUUGGCUUGCUCGACAAGCUUAACAAUGUCCACCUCGGAGUCGAUCCAAAAUUACCAAUUGGUCAUCGACCGAUGUCGGCGUCGAUGGAACAGAACAUCUCAACCAACCCUUCUCUGUUCCAGAAUGAUUAUGGCGAUGAUGUACCGAUGGAAAGCUUUGUUCAGCGUGGUUAUGGUGCUUGCUGCCAUUCCCUUCUUCCAAACUCUCUGAUGUUUAAUGUAGAUAAGAAACCAUACUUGUCUCAGUUGCAGCAGCAUUGCCCUGUAGAUGCAGAUUUAGUUGACCCAUAUUUUGAGAAUUUCCCUUAUGGAGCAACCGAAUUGGUUGCCGGUGGUACUCUGGGAAGAAAUUCUCACUAUAAGGGAAAUUUUGGUGGAGGUUUUGCUUCCCCUAUUAAUCGUCCUUGCCCAUUUUCUGAUGUCUACUUCUCGUCGGAGAAGAUUAGAGUAGAUUCCAACUGGGAUGCCUCAAAGUUACAUCACAGCUAUCAGGUGUUGAAUAGACCAAUGAAGUCGCCCCCUGUUAAUGUAGGACCUCAGUCGGUGAGGCUCCCUAGGAACAUGGAGGCAUUUGGAUCUGAUGACAGUUUAGUUAUACAGGGGAAGGGCCUCCAUUACGUGAGGAACCAAUGGACUGAUAACCUGAAGGGGACUAAAAGAUCACAGUUUGAUGGACAGUUGCAUGCACAAAGUAUGCUUCUGACUCUUCCACUGAAGUAUGAUAAUCUGAUGGGCGUCAAAGGAUGUACAUACUAUAUUGCAAAGGAUCAACACGGGUGUCGAUCCUUGCAGCGGAAGCUUGAUGAAGGGAAGCAUCAGAUUGAUAUGAUUUUUAAUGGUGUCAUUGAUCAUGUUGUAGAACUUAUGGUCGAUCCCUUUGGGAAUUAUCUCAUGCAGAAGCUACUGGAAGUAUGCAGUGAAGAACAACUGCUGCAGAUUCUCCUCUUGUUGAAGGAAGAUCCAGCUGAUCUUGUUAAUAUCUCCCUAAACAUUCAUGGGACAAGGGCUGUGCAGAAAUUGAUAGGUAGCCUUAAAACUAGGCAGCAAAUUGCACUGGUCAUAUCAGCCAUAAAACCUGGGUUUCUAGAUCUAAUCAAAGACUUAAAUGGCAGCCAUGUGCUUCAACAUUGCUUGGAAUCUUUUAAGGUGGAAGACAAUAAGUUCAUUUUCAAUGCUGCUGCAAAGCAUUGUGUUGAUAUAGCAACACAUCGACAUGGCUGCUGUGUAUUGCAAAAAUGUAUAGCUUAUUCAACUGGAGAGGAUCAGGCAAAGUUGGUUUCAGAAAUUUCUGCUAAUGGCUAUGAACUUGCUCGAGAUCCUUUUGGAAAUUAUGUCGUCCAGUAUAUUCUAGACCUUAAAAACCCUUUAGCGACUGCAAAUCUGGUAUCUCAAUUCGAAGGGAAGUAUGUGCAGCUCUCUGUACAGAAAUUUAGCAGUAAUGUGGUGGAAAAAUGUUUGAAAACUUUUGGCGAAGAUGAUCGAGCCACUAUAAUAAUCGAAUUGCUUUCAGUAUCCCAUUUUGAUCAAUUACUGCAAGACCCUUAUGCAAACUAUGUCAUCCGAUCUGCCAUUGAAAAUUCCAAGGGCUCUCUCUACACAGCGCUACAAAAGGCCAGCCUUCCUCAUGAAGCAGCCCUCCGAACCAACCCAUACUGCAAGCGAAUCUUUUCUCGAUUACGAAUGAAGAAGUGAUGUAAAAUCUGGAAGCUGAGUGUCUGUUGUUGUUGCCAGUAGAAACAGUUGUCUUGGAGUUCAAACUGUAAGAGUGGAGGAGGUUCUUAUUUACCAAGUUGUAAGAGUUUUGUACAAAUAAGCAAUUUUGCUCCCAAUUGCUUGACUAUAUAUCUGCUAGAAUAUUCUGCCGUUA